AGGAGCAGCCAAAUACCCAAAGGCCAGGUCACUGCCCUCUCCCAGAGCAGCCAGAUCUCUAGUCUAAGCUGGCCCUGCCCUGAGCCUAUAGAGAGGCUAAAAUGAGGCUGUGGCUGCUGAGUUUGGUGGCAGGGAUCACCCUGGGGGUGGCCGGGACCCCCAUAGGAAAAGUCUUCACAGGGAGAGAACAAGGAGAGAAGGAAAAAAAGGGACAGGUUUCCCUUGAGCCAAAUAAUGGAGUGAAUUCACUUCAUUUACCAGAAACUGAAAUGAGGAAUUUAACUGAAUUUUUUGAGCAUAUUGAGAAGAACAAGCCCAAGAAAACCAAGAGAGACUUCUUUAUAACUGGUGGCUACUCAGGAAUGACUAUAAGAACAUUAAAUGAGAGUCAAGUCUUUACAAUUUCAGUCAAUUGUAAAGGUGGCUGCAAUGAAUCUAAGAUGUACCAUUUGAAUAACUCUGAGAAAGAAAAAGAAGCAAAAGGACAAAGAGAGCCUGAUCCCUACAAAGAGACCCUGAACCUUCCAAGGGCCAUCCUCCUCCAGCUGCUUAACCAGACAAAGGCUCUGAACCAGAGCUCGGAAAUGGAUUUCAUCCAUUGGAAUCUAAAUGGCAGCAUCAGCAGAGACCUCUGCGAGGGCUGCUGUAAGGAAAAAGAGAAAAAGAAGCGAAACGUAGGCAGGCAAUCAGUGGAGACACUGAAGAGUCCCAGGAAGAAAAGACCUGGCCAGUGGACAAUCCUUGGGAGUCCAGCUGUCCCUGUCAGAAACAGUUCCAUCAAUAUGGUGAUGAUGAUGUUUCAUAAUGGCACUUUUAUUGGCUAUCAAGCUAAGAAAGUCACACAACAGGCUGAGAACCUCAGAGAAGGGUGGUGCUCUGGCUGCUGUAAAGAUGAUGAAACCAUGGAGGCCCUUGAGAGAAGAGAGGGAGAAGUCAGAGAAGUGCCUCCAGCAUGGACCUAACACAAUGCCCAGCAGGAACAGAGCACCACAAGAAAUAUUUGACUUAAGCUUAUUUGUGAGAAAUAAAAGGUCCUGUGUUCCAGGAGGAACACAGCAGGAACCAGCCACCA
Molecule: messenger RNA, 1072 nt
Organism: Trichosurus vulpecula (common brushtail)
Lineage: Eukaryota; Metazoa; Chordata; Mammalia; Diprotodontia; Phalangeridae
Exons: 10
Coding region: 102-962 (286 amino acids)
Source: RefSeq, a predicted model, not a curated record